AUGGCAGAGAAAGAACAAGUCAAGGCCUUAGCCCCGACACGGAACCGGAUCUACGUUGAUGACGAUGAAGCCAUAUCCAUGGAGUUGAAGGAUUACCACCGCGAUCAGAAAUGUAUCAAUUGCUGUGGCUGCUUCGCUGCAAUACUGUUAAUUCUAGCCGUGACCAUAUUAGUCCUCAUUUUCACUGUUUUCUACAUCAAAGACCCGAAAAUGAAAAUAAAUUCUAUGAAGAUUGAAGGGUUGGAUCGUGUCAACAUGACUAAUCUUCGUUCAGAUGAAAACUUAACCGUUUUAGCUGAAGUUUCUGUGAAGAACCCUAAUUCUUUACUACGAAGAUCAAAUCAUCGGUGUGGCUACGACUCCCCGGGGCUUGCCAGGGCUAGACGGACGAUUCGAAUUAACGUUACACUUGAAGUUAUUGUUGAAAACAUAUUGGAAGCUGUUCCGAAAAUUGGGAUUGCUUUGAGUUCUGGGGCGUUGCCUGUGAGGAGCUACACUAGCAUCAGUGGUCGAGUGCAGAUACUAGAGAUCUUUAAGAAAAAUGUUGUGAUGAAAAUGAAUUGCACCAUGAUUGUUAAUUUGAUAAGCCAGGAGGUUCAAGAUCAGAACUGCAAGCGUCGCAUUUCGCACUGA
Ilex paraguariensis (yerba mate) is the source of this 633-nucleotide messenger RNA. The record is from the annotation of a GenBank genome assembly. NCBI's taxonomy places the organism in Eukaryota, Viridiplantae, Streptophyta, Magnoliopsida, Aquifoliales, Aquifoliaceae.